Molecule: messenger RNA, 4537 nt
Organism: Gasterosteus aculeatus aculeatus (three-spined stickleback)
Lineage: Eukaryota; Metazoa; Chordata; Actinopteri; Perciformes; Gasterosteidae
Product: zinc fingers and homeoboxes protein 1-like
Biological process (GO): regulation of transcription by RNA polymerase II
Cellular component (GO): nucleus
Molecular function (GO): DNA-binding transcription factor activity, RNA polymerase II-specific; DNA binding
Source: RefSeq, a predicted model, not a curated record
CGAACCGGAUGUGCUUGUCGGCUGUUGCUCGCUUGGAGCGGCGGUAUGAAAAAAAUGGCCACCGUCGAAUUCGGUGAACUAUCGGUGGCGUUUUUAUUAAACUGUCCUUUUUAUUAACAAAAGCAACCGAGCGAACUAUGCGAGUCGUGCCGCUGCCGGCGGACAACCGCAGCUAACAGGCGCUAGCUUAGCUCGUCCAACCGCCGUCGGAGGGGCUCUGCGUCCGCGGCUGAAGCAGAUGGGCUCCUCGGUGUAUUUGGGCUGAAAGGCGGAAGACUGCGCAUCAACACAGCGAGCCAGAGGCGCGACGGAGCUACAGCGAUUCACCCCGACUACCUCCCCCCGCGAAGGAGGCCGAUUCACCAGGAGUUAAAGACAACAGAGGACCCGCCUCCUCUGAUUUAUGGAGCCACAACACGCCGACUCAAACUGAGACGGCGUUGACACUCCGCUAGACGCCCCGUCCCCCGCGUCCCCCGCAAGAGGAUGGCGAGCCGGAGGAAGUCCACCACCCCGUGCAUGGUCCCUCCUCGGGCGGCCGUGGACUCGGACCAGGAGAUGGAGGACGCGGCCGACGCCGCAGAGCCGGAGGAGGGCGACGGCGCCGAGGAGCCGGAGGAGGCCCGCCCGGACCACUGCCUGGAGCCCGGCGCCGCCGAGGGGGGCUACGAGUGCAAAUACUGCAGCUUCAGAACGUCUGAGCUCAACCUCUUCACUGUGCACGUAGACACGGAGCACCCGGACGUGGUCACCAACACCUCGUACGUCUGCAUGGAGUGUGACUACCACACCAAGAGUUACGACACGCUGCUGGCCCACAACGCUCGCCUCCACCCGGGCGAGGACAACUUCACCCGCACGAUGGUGAAGCGCCACAACGAGACGGUCUUCCAGCAGACGGUCAACGACCUCACCUUCGAUGGCGGCUUCGUGAAGGUGGAGGCGGAGGAGGAGGCGGAGGAGACGUCCCGCAACAGCAUCGCUCUGAGCAAGACGCCCAUCAUGAGGAUCAGGAGCCGUCCGGAGCACAAGAAGUUCGCCGCCCUGCACAGGAUGGCCGUCGACGACGUCAUCAAGGUGGAGAGCGGCGAGGAGGGGGAGGAGGAGCCACCCGCGCUGUCUCCCGCCCCGGCCGCCGCCCCCCCGCGCCUCAUCCCCGUCUCCGCGCCGCUGCAGGUCCACGCCGUCCCGCAGAGCAUCGUGGUCAACAGCUCCAACAUGCUGCAGUUCAGAGGGGGGUCGGGCGGCGGGGGGGGCGCCGUGCUGCCCCCUGGGACGCUGGCCCAGGUGCUGUCGGCUCUGCAGAACCAGCAGAACUGCAGUCAGACGCAGCUUCUCAUCCCCAUCAGCAGCAUCCCCACCUACAACACGGCCAUGGACAACAACGUCCUGCUGGUCAGCGCCUACAACAGGUUUCCGUACCCUUCGGUCUCGGAGAUCAUGGGUUUGUCUUCGCAGACCAAGUUCAGCGAGGAGCAGAUCAAAGUCUGGUUCUCCGCCCAGCGGUUGAAACACGGAGUGAGCUGGACGCCGGAGGAGGUGGAGGAGGCGAGGAGGAAGAAGUUCAACGGCACGGUGCAGACCGUCCCUCAGACCAUCACCGUCAUCCCAGCCAACAUCGCCGCGGCCGCCAACGGCCUCCAGUCCAUCUUCCAGACCUGCCAGAUCGUGGGCCAGCCGGGCCUCGUCCUCACGCAGGUGGCCGGCAGCGGGAGCGCCGUGCCGGUCCCCUCCCCCAUCACCCUGACGGUCGCGGGCGUCCCCGGCAACCAGCCCAAAGCCGCCGAGCCGGCGGCCACCGAGUCCAAGACGGAGAUGUCUGGCGGCGCGGCGGCUGCCCUGGACGCGGCGGCGGCCAAGCCGAAGAAGUCCAAGGAGCAGCUGGCGGAGCUGAAGGCGAGCUACGGCCGCAGGCAGUUCGCCACGGAGGCGGAGAUCUCGCGGCUCAUGCAGGUCACCAGGCUCUCCAAGCGGGCCAUCAAGAAGUGGUUCAGCGACACGCGCUACAACCAGAGGAACUCCAAGGAUCACCACGGCGCCCCGCUGGGCGAAGCCACACCUGGCCGGGCGCCGGGCGGGGGGCGAGGGGGCGCCGGGAGGAACAGUGGGGGCCUCAACGACAGCGACAACAACAACAACAACAACCACGCCCCGGGCGCCGCCUCCACCACCAUCGUCAUCGACUCCAGCGACGACGCCAGCGACUGCUCCCCGAUGUCCGGCGCCGCCCCGUCCGCCAGCAACCCGCGGGUCAAGUUCCGCCACGCCUUCCCCGACUUCACGCCGCAGAAGUUCAAGGAGAAAACCCCGGAGCAGCUGCUCGUCCUGGAGGCCAGCUUCCAGAAAUCCGACACGCCCCCGGACGAGGAGCUGAGCCGGCUGCGCGGCGCGACCAAGCUGACGCGGCGCGAGGUGGACGCCUGGUUCACCGAGCGGCGGAAGAUGCCUUCAAAGGAGGAAGAGGAGGAGGACGAGGAGGAGGAGGAGGCCUCGUCCUCGGCGCGCACGCCCUCCGGCAGGAAGGUGGUGAAGAAGACGCCGGAGCAGCUCCACAUCCUGAAGAAGGCCUUCGUGCGCUCGCAGUGGCCGACGUCAGAGGAGUACGACCAGAUGGCGGAGGACAGCGGCCUGCCGAGGAUCUACAUCGUCAACUGGUUCGGAGACACGCGCUACGCCUGCAAGAACAGCAACCUCAAGUGGUACUACCUGUACCAGAGCGGGAAGGUGGACGAGCCGCUGAACGGCCGGGCUAAGACCCCGAAGAAGUCCAGGAAGCGGUUCCGCGGUUGGUCCAGGAGGACGCGGCGGCCGUACCCCUGCAAACGCUCCCCACAAGGGGGCGGCGCCACCGCCAUCAAGGUGAAGUCCGGGAAGUCGUUCCUGAAGGACUAUUUCCUGAAGCACCGCGGCCUCAGCGAGAGAGACCUGGACGACCUGGUGACCAAAUCCAGCAUGAGCUACGAGCAGGUGAGGGACUGGUUCUCCCAGACCGCUGGCAGGGUGGAGGAGGGCCGGGAGCCUUUCAGCGACGAAGAGGAGGAUGGGGAGGAGGACGAAGAGGAGGAGGAGGAGGAGGAAGAAGAGGAAGAGGAGGUGGUGGUGGAUCCUGCUGAAGAACGUGCAGACAACGUAGAAGAGAUGGAGGUGAAAGAACAAGGAGAAGAAGCCACUGGUGACAACUGCAAUGAGGAAGAGGAGGGGGAGGAAGAGGAGGAGGAGGUGAUCCAGGAGGAGGUGAUCCAGGAGGAGGUGAUCCAGGAGGAGCGUAAAGGUGUCAGCCAAUCACAGCCCCCGGCAGAGGAGCGAACAUGAGCUGAGAGCAUCAUCGUUACCGUGGAGACCACGCGUGUCAGUGUUUCCCAGCCGGCGGAUCGGGAUCCAAAGAUGGCCGCCAGAGGCUGCGACGGGAAGUCACGGCUCGGGUGCCGACGCGGCUGAGAAGCAGUGAGAUGAUGAUGAUGGGACUCAGGAGGUGGUUUCUUCCUGCUGGAGGACUUUAGGGACCAAUCACACGACGCAGUGAGUUCCAGCCCACACGGACGACUUUUAUUUUGGCGAGAACGACGGGGAUUUUGUGUCAUUUUUUCUUACUCAAAAAAGAGAGUUUUUAAAGUAGAGGUGAGACCUCGCACGGUUUUCUCAAUAAUAACGAAUAACUUUUUGCAGAAAGGACCGUUUUCUAAAGUGGACGUCUCAAAACAACGAGAACAUACAAAAUAAUAAAGAUGUUUUAUCUGUGAAUAGACUGAAAUUAGUGCCAUUCUGUUUAUAAGUACUUGAUAUGAAUUAAAGAAAUCAGCGCUGGAUUGAAUUCCACAAUCCGUGUUUUGACUUUUUGUAUUUCUCUCUUUGUUUUUUAUCUAAAUGAAGUGGGGACUGGAUCCAUUUCUUUCUUCUGCUUUUGAGUUGUUUUGAUGGUUUCCAUGUGAGCAGCUGUUUGGUUUCAGAGACAUGGAUUCGCUUUGUGAGUGUUUACCUCCAAACACGCAAACACAUUAAAGGGAAAAUCCACCGUAAAAGCACGAGAGAGAGCUUUUAUUUUAAGUAGUUGGAUUAGCUUUUAAAAAUGCAGCUGACAAUAUAUAAUAAAUACUGAAACAUUAUUAUAGCAACGAGCUUAGUGUCGCUAACGCUAACAGGCCGAAUAUCUUCUUCAGUCUCAACGACCCUUUAAAUCAACAAAAUACCGUUAAUCGUUAUUUGAAAUAUAUUUCAAAUACUUUUUUUUUCUGAUCUGGUGGAAGAUGUUUUUUCAGGUGGAUUUUUUCUUUUAACCCCAACAACAUAAAAUAAAAACAUAGAAGGAUGUUACAGAUUUCUUUAUUCAAACAAGGAGCAGAAUUAUUGAUGAUAAAUAAUGGUUUUAUUUGUGUCCUCGUCCAAAAAGCUAAACGGCGUUUGUGCUUCUUCAGGAAACCGACUUUACCUCCUGCGACUUUUACACUUUAACCUUUUAAUACCGGAUGCAUGAAAAGCCACCAGAAGCUUCUCAGACGGCGUCUUGUUUUUGUCUAAUAAACAACAAUUAAACAACUCA